Molecule: messenger RNA, 1203 nt
Organism: Fusarium proliferatum ET1
Lineage: Eukaryota; Fungi; Ascomycota; Sordariomycetes; Hypocreales; Nectriaceae
Product: putative alpha-methylacyl-coa racemase
Exons: 2
Coding region: 1-1203 (400 amino acids)
Molecular function (GO): catalytic activity
Source: RefSeq, a predicted model, not a curated record
AUGUUGCAGCAUCCUCCUUUGACUGGCAUCAAGGUGCUAGAAUUCGCUGGUCUUGCUCCUGGACCUUAUGCUGGCAUGUUGCUCGCUGACGCAGGCGCCUCGGUUCUCCGCAUAGACCGUGCUCGACCCGACGCAUCUGCGCCUACAGAAGACAUGCUAGCCCGGCAUAAAUCUUCCAUAGCCGUGGAUCUCAAAUCAGAGCGGGGCGUUGCGCUUAUAAGACGCCUUGUUGCUGAGGCCGAUGUCCUCAUUGACCCUUUUCGUCCAGGCGUACUUGAGAAACUGUCACUGGGUCCGGAUGAGCUGUGCCGUCUUAACCCAAGACUUAUAUAUGGCCGCAUGACUGGGUUCCGUCGUGAUGGAAAGUACGCACUCAUGGCAGGUCACGACAUUAACUAUCUUGCCGUUUCAGGUACACUGGGAAUGCUGGGCAGAGAUGGCGAGAAGCCACAUCCGCCGUGGAACAUCCUGGCUGACUUCGCUGGUGGAGGAGCGAUGCUAUUUGAAGGUAUCUUAAUGGCCAUCAUCUCAAGACAAUCUUCUGGCCGCGGACAAGUUGUCGAGGCAAAUAUGGUAGAUGGAAGCUCAUAUCUGACCACUUUUCCUCGAAUGGCGCUCAAGACGAUGGUGGGCAACAGUGGCCGAGGAAACAAUUUGCUCGAUGGAGGUGCUCCCUUUUACGACACUUACGAGACAUCGGACGGCAAAUAUGUCGCUGUCGGAGCUCUUGAACCGCAAUUCUUUGCCAUUCUUUUGAGUGGACUCGAGAUUACUGGUCAAGGAUGGGAAGAGGAUCAGCACAACAGAGAUCGCUGGCCCGAGCUUCGGCAUUUAAUGGCAGAUAGGUUUCGAAGUAAGACUCGUGCCCAGUGGGAACUAGUCUUCGAUGGUACAGAUGCGUGUUGCACCCCUGUGCUGGAGUAUAGCGAACUAGAGAAUGACCCCAAGCGGGAAGGUGACCAGAGACCGGCGGUGACCUUGCGGGAGACGCCCUGUCUUGCCGUGAAAGAGGGCGUAGGACAUGCAGACCCAUCUCGGUUUGGACAAGGCCCAGGUGUACCCGGAGACGGCUAUAGAGCGAAUCUGCUGAAGCCUGGAGCAGGGGGGGAAGAAGUCUUGAGGAAAUGGCUGGGAUGGGAGAACGGAACCGAGUAUGUACUGGAGCGGGGAGGGUUUGUACUCAAGGAGCUUUCCAAGCUGUAA